Rhipicephalus sanguineus (brown dog tick) is the source of this 1272-nucleotide messenger RNA. RefSeq names its product 26S proteasome non-ATPase regulatory subunit 4. Gene Ontology annotation, molecular function: polyubiquitin modification-dependent protein binding. Gene Ontology annotation, cellular component: cytosol; nucleus; proteasome regulatory particle, base subcomplex. The record is from RefSeq and is a predicted model, not a curated record. Bases 10 to 1272 code for a protein of 420 amino acids. NCBI's taxonomy places the organism in Eukaryota, Metazoa, Arthropoda, Arachnida, Ixodida, Ixodidae. The transcript has 3 exons. Gene Ontology annotation, biological process: proteasome-mediated ubiquitin-dependent protein catabolic process.
GGCUAAGCGAUGGUCCUCGAAAGUACCAUUAUCUGCGUCGACGACAGUGAGUACAUGCGCAAUGGCGACUUCAUUCCGAAUCGCCUGCAAGCGCAGCAGGACGCCGUCGGCGUCGUCUGCCAAUCCAAGACGCAGUCCAAUCCGGAGAACAACGUCGGCCUGCUCACAAUGGCCGGACCCCAAGUCUUGAAUACCCUCACCACAGACGUGGCGCACCUGCUGUCCAAGCUCCACGAAGUCCGACCCAAUGGGAGCAUCAACUUCAUCACGGGCGUGCGAAUCGCCCACCUCGUGCUCAAGCACCGCCAGGGCAAGCACCACAGGAUGCGCAUCGUGGUCUUUGUCGGCAGUCCCAUCGAGACCGAGGCUAAGGACCUCCUCACUCUCGCCAAGAGUCUCAAGAAGGAGAAGGUAAGCGUGGACGUCGUCAACUUCGGGGAGGCUGACGCGAACACGGCGAAACUGGAGAGUUUCAUCAACACGCUCAACGGCGAAGAGGGCACCGGAUCCCACUUGGUCACGGUUCCUUCGGGGCGCGAUACCCAACUGUCCGACGCGCUCGUCAGUUCCCCGGUGGUCCAGGGCGAAGACGGCGUGGGAGUCGCCCCUUCCGGUUCCGGAGGGUUUGAGUUCGGCAUCGACCCGAACGAGGACCCCGAGCUCCUCAUGGCACUGCGCGUAUCCAUGGAGGAGCAACGCCAACGCCAGGAGGAGCAGGCCAGGCGGGCAGCGGCUGACGGGGCACCCAAUGACGCGAGCCAGAAUGCGAGUCCCAUGGUUAACGAAGUGCCGGCGACAUCCAGCGACGAACGGCUUCUUCUGGAUCGAGCGCUCGCCAUGUCCAUGGAGACGGAUCCUGCUCCAGCCACCGCAAAAUCUCCCUCUUCCGACGCCUUCCCAGACAUUACGGCGAUGACGGAGGAAGAACAGAUCGCGUACGCCUUGCAAAUGUCUAUGCAGCAGGCCAAGUCUUCCGAGGACAUGGUGACAGAGCUGCCGGCCGCGGCUGCUCCUCCAGAGGGCAAGACGGAGGAGCCAAAGAAGGAAGAGCAGAAGGAGGAGGAGGAGGACUUUCCCACUCCCGCACCCGCGGUUGAGUCGAGCGGAGGCGGUACUAUUGAGACAGCUCCAGACCGGAUCGCUACCGAGUCCGGGACUGAUGCUCGCAUGUACCCCGAGACAUACCCGACCGACAAGUGCAAGGUCCUCUGGGCGCUCGAAAGGCAGGGACCCAGCGAGCCGGCAACGGCGAGCGGAGACCGCGCCGAGUAA